AUCCCAAAUUUGAACACGCUUCGGACAGGGCGACGAGGCCCACGACUCCGCGGCGGACGUCGAGGCGGCCUACCAAAUCCCGGCGACGACGAACAAUUCGCCAACAACGAACAAGACGUAGAAGCCGGCAGAAAUGCCGUCGUGCAGCAGACCGAUCACGAUGCCAGCAGCAGUCGGAUGAGCGCCGUCUCGAUGGGAUAUCUCGAAGACGCCUACGCGGAAACCUUCUUCCCACCAAACUCGCCAGUCGCGAAAAGAUAUCCCAUCAUCAACCGCGGCACGUACGUCCGAACCACUGCCAUUGACCAACUCGUCCUCCGCUUUCUCAAACAAAACCAAGAGCAACCCAAACAAAUCAUCUCCCUCGGCGCCGGCUCUGACACGCGCUUCUUCCGUCUCUGCGCUGGCACAACCUAUCCUGUAAUCUACCACGAACUCGACUUCGAAGCCAACGUCAUCCCCAAACGGACCUCCAUCCGCGCCUCUCCAGCUCUAUCCCGACUCAUCCUCCCCAAAGACUCCACCCAAGGACCCUCCUACCACCUCCACGCCAUCGACCUUCGCGACCUAACCCUCAAAUCUCCUCCCACAAUCCCCAAUCUCUUGAGUGAUAUCCCUACUCUCCUCCUCAGCGAAUGCUGUCUCUGCUACCUACCACCCGAAACAACCAGUAGCAUCCUCUCGUACUUCACCAUGAACAUCCCACACGCAUCUCUGGGGAUAAUCCUCUACGAACCCAUCCGACCCACGGAUGCCUUCGGACGGACAAUGGUGACCAAUCUCGCGAGUCGAGGGAUCCACAUGCAGACCAUUCAGAAAUACUCUUCGCUGACAGCGCAGCGGCAGAGAUUACGCAUCGCGGGCUUCGAGGCGGGACAAGGUGCGAGGGAUGUUCUGGGUCUUUGGAAGGAAUGGAUCGAUGCGAACGAGAGGAAGAGGGUUGAGGGCCUGGAGUGGUUGGAUGAGGUUGAGGAGUGGGAGUUGUUGGCGAAGCAUUAUUGUGUUGCGUGGGGUUGGAAGGAGGUGGUUGAGGAUGAUGGUGGAGGAGCGAAGGGGUGUUUUGGACGGGCUUGGGGAGAGGUGGAAGGUGGUGAG
This is a messenger RNA of Dissoconium aciculare CBS 342.82, 1095 nucleotides long. RefSeq names its product leucine carboxyl methyltransferase. The transcript has a single exon. Gene Ontology annotation, molecular function: protein C-terminal leucine carboxyl O-methyltransferase activity. The annotation marks the transcript as partial. Lineage: Eukaryota; Fungi; Ascomycota; Dothideomycetes; Mycosphaerellales; Dissoconiaceae. The record is from RefSeq and is a predicted model, not a curated record. Gene Ontology annotation, biological process: C-terminal protein methylation.